AUGGUGCCUGCCGUACGGCCAGCCUGUCACGAAAGCUCGCUUCCCGAUCAAUGGGAAGCUUUGCCAGCAGAAUGGAUGGUCAUUUUGGUGGUCAGGCCAAGGGAAAAUUACGUUGUGCCGGUCAGGGUAUCUUCUUGUCCGCUAGAUUAUCUCGGUGGAACAGCUGCCGAAGAAAACCCAGGUCUGUCGCGUGAAUAUCGAACAUGCGGCGCUGUAUGUCACUGUCCCCUACGUCUUGACAAAUGUGUCGCGUGACA
This is a messenger RNA of Soboliphyme baturini, 257 nucleotides long. Lineage: Eukaryota; Metazoa; Nematoda; Enoplea; Dioctophymatida; Soboliphymatidae. The record is from the annotation of a GenBank genome assembly.